Molecule: messenger RNA, 4146 nt
Organism: Entelurus aequoreus (snake pipefish)
Lineage: Eukaryota; Metazoa; Chordata; Actinopteri; Syngnathiformes; Syngnathidae
Gene: mtss2b
Product: MTSS I-BAR domain containing 2b
Exons: 14
Coding region: 106-2433 (775 amino acids)
Biological process (GO): cell projection assembly; plasma membrane organization
Cellular component (GO): cytoplasmic side of plasma membrane; actin cytoskeleton
Molecular function (GO): actin binding; phospholipid binding
Source: RefSeq, a predicted model, not a curated record
CUUCCUCUUCCUCCUCCUCCUCCUCCUCCUGUGGUGUGGCGGGACCAGACUAGAGCCGACUAGAGCCGACUAGAGCCGACAGACAGACAGACAGAGAGGAUAACGAUGGUGGACGUGGCCAACAUGGAGAGUGUGGAGAAGGAAUGCGGCGCCCUGGGGGGUCUCUUUCAGGCCAUCGUCAACGACAUGAAGUACUCAUAUCCUGUAUGGGAGGACUUCAGUGCCAAGGCCACUAAGCUCCAUUCACAGCUCAGAACAACAGUCCUGGCAGCUGUGGCCUUCCUUGAUGCCUUCCAGAAGGUUGCAGACAUGGCGACCAACACUCGAGGGGCCACCCGAGACAUCGGCUCAGCACUGACCAGGAUGUGCAUGAGACAUCGCAGCAUCGAGGCCAAACUCAGACAGUUCACAAACGCCCUGCUGGAGAGUCUGAUCACCCCCCUGGCAGACAAGAUGGAGGACUGGAAGAAGACGGCCAGUCAGCUGGACAAAGACCACGCCAAAGAGUACAAGCGUUCGCGUCACGAGAUCAAGAAGAAGUCGUCUGACACCAUCAAGCUGCAGAAGAAGGCACGCAAAGGACGCGGCGACGUGCAGCCUCAGUUGGACAGCGCGGUGCAGGACGUGACGGACUGCUGUCUGCUGAUGGAGGAGAUGGAGAAGCAGGCGGUGCGGCGCGCCCUGGUGGAGGAGCGGGGGCGCUUCUGCACCUUCACCGGCUUCCUGCAGCCCGUGGUGAAUGGAGAGAUCGCCAUGUUGGGGGAGAUCACGCACCUCCAGGCCAUCAUCGACGACCUCACCGUGCUGACCUCUGACCCUCACAAACUCCCCCCCGCCAGUGAACAGGUGAUCCAGGAUCUGAAAGGUUCAGACUACAGUUGGUCCUAUCAGACUCCUCCCUCCUCCCCCAGCAGCUCCUGCUCACGCAAGAGCAGCAUGUGCAGCAGCGUGAACAGCGGUCACAGUAGUGCGUCGAGGUCAUCGGGUGGUGGUGGUGGUGGUGGUGGUGUGGGCGGGGGCUCUCUGCCUCACUCCCCCUCCUCCUCCUCCUCCUCCUACCGCCAGCGCAGCCUGCAGAGCCAUCAGGCUCCGCCUCCAGGGGGCGUGUCUUGUCAUCGCCUCAGCAGCGUGUCGUCACAUGACUCAGGCUUCGUGUCUCAGGACGCCAACAUCUACUCCAAGCCGCCCUCGCCCAUGACCUCUGACCUCACCAGCCAGAAGUCCUCAAGCUCCGCCUCCUCAGAAGCUUCAGAAACCUGUCAGUCAGUCAGCGAAUGCAGCUCACCUACCACGGAUUGGUCCAAAGCAGGUUCCUACGAGCAGCCUGGCCCCGCCCCCAGGAGGAAGGAGGGCUCGCCCUGUGCUCAGGGACACGCCCCCUCGCCCAGUGCUCAGGGACACGCCCCCUCGCACGCUGACGACACUCACAGGUCCAGAGGGCCUUCAGCUGCCGCCGUUGCCAAGUGCGGAGACGAUGGUUCUCUGGCAGCCGGCGACCUGGCCACGGUUCUGAGCCGAGGUCUGGGUGGCGAGCAGCAGAAGAGCAGCAGGGACUCUCUGCAGUUCUCCAGCGGGUACAGCACAGAGACCACCACCCCGUCCUGCUCGGAGGACACCAUCCCUUCUCAAGGUUCUGAUUUCGACUGCUACUCUGUGAACGGCGAUCCCGAAGGUCCGGAGGCUCAGUCGGACUUCGACAAGUCUUCCACUAUUCCGCGUCACUCCAACAUCGGCCAGAACUACCGUCGUAUGAUCCAGACCAAGAGACCUGCCAGCACCGCCGGUUUACCCAGCGGGGUCCUGGGCCCAGGGGGUCACGUGGUACCUGGACAGCCCGCAGGCGCAGGGGGAGGAUCGGGGACUCCAGGGACCGCCACCAUUCGUAGAACCCCGUCCACCAAACCGGGCGUGAGGCGCACUCUGUCCAGCGCCGGCCCCAUUCCCAUCCGGCCUCCCAUCGUACCCGUCAAGACCCCCACCGUGCCCGGGGCGAGCGGGUACAUGGGCGCCGUUCCAGUGCGUGUGGGCAGCGAGGAGUGCGUCUACUUCACCGGAACCGACGAGGCGCAGGGCGUGCUGGAUUAUGUGAAGGCGUCGCCCAAGCGCCUCAGCCUUCCGAACACAGCCUGGGGAUCCGGGGCGGCGCUGGAGGUCUACGCCCAGCAACACGGGACAACUUUGGGGAGCAGGUCCGAGGAGGACCGGAUGAUCGCCGCCAACCGCCACAGCCUGGUAGAGAAGAUCGGCGAGUUGGUCGCCGGCGCGCACGCCCUCGGCGAAGGCCAGUUCCCGUUCCCUGCCCUGCCGGAUGACCCCACUGCGGGGGCGGAGGGGGCGGAGGGCGCGUCCGGCGACAUGCUGACCACCAUCAGGAGAGGCGUCCGACUCCGCAAGACCGUUUCCAACGACCGGUCGGCGCCGCGCAUCUUGUGAUCCAACCCCCGUCGGGGAAGGGGGAGGGUCCUUGCCGUGCGUGGCAGCAGAGUCCGGUAGAACUGAACCCCGUGGGAGAACUACCGGGAGAACACCUUUAUAUUUAAUACUCGGGCCAAUCAGAGACCUUCUAUUAACCAGACUGUGGGAGGGGAGGGGCUACUGCAGGAAGAGCAAAGGGAGGGGCUAGGUGGAGUGAGUGGAUGCAAGGGGGCGGGGCCAGGGCGUCACAUGACCUGCUGGCUUGGAACCUCAACUGUUUGACUGGACUGAAGCUUCACAACACGGGGAGCCAACCGGCUGUGGGGGCCCCCAUGGGGGCCUGCCCCCGCUGGUCGGCCUUGAACCGUGUGUGUGUGUGUGUGUGUGUGUGUGUGUGUGUGUGUGUGUGUGUGUGUGUGUGUGUGUGUGUGUGUAAAUAUGACGAUGACAUAUAGACGUUUAUAUUUUGUAGAAAGAGAGCAAUAAGUUGUCAUUUCUGGCGCGAGGAAGAGGAAGUUGAGGAUGAAGAAGCACUUUGAUGAAGAUGAGGAGAAAUGAGAGUAGUCAGUGUUGUCCAAACCAGCAAAACGUUUGUAAUUCAAAUGAUUUCUUUCCAUCCCCGAAGCAAACUAACAUCUUCUGCCAGCUCUGCAUUCAAUAUAAAAGUCUUCGUUUGGCUUUUUGAAAGAUUGAUGACAGAGCUCCAUUUGAAGACACGUAGUGAAGCCUGCUUUGUAUUCUUUAAUACAUUAAGAAACACCGCCAUCACGCUACCUAUGUGAGCUACAUGCUAACAUGACGUUUUAACAUAAUGCUAAGUUAGCAACAUUAGCAUAGCUAUAUGAGCUACAUGCUAACAUUACAUUUUAACAUCAUGAUUAGCAACACUAGCAUAGCUAUCUAAACUACAUGCUAACUUUAUAUUUUAACAUCAUGAUAAGUUAGCAACAUUAGCAUAGUUAUUUGAGCUACAUGCUAACAUGACAUUUGAACAUCAUGCUCUAAUAGCAACACUAGCAUAGCUAUCUAAACUACAUGCUAACUUUAUAUUUUAACAUCAUGAUAGGUUAGCAACAUUAGCAUAGUUAUUUGAGCUACAUGCUAACAUGACAUUUGAACAUCAUGCUCUAAUAGCAACACUAGCAUAGCUAUCUAAACUACAUGCUAACAUUAUAUUUUAACAUCAUGGUAGGUUAGCAACAUUAGCAUAGUUAUGUGAGCUACAUGCUAACAUGACGUUUGAACAUCAUGCUCUAAUAGCAACACUAGCAUAGCUAUCGAAACUACAUGCUAACAUUAUAUUUUAACAUCAUGAUAGGCUAGCAACAUUAGCAUAGUUAUGUGAGCUACAUGCUAACAUGACGUUUGAACAUCAUGCUCUAAUAGCAACACUAGCAUAGCUAUCGAAACUACAUGCUAACAUUAUAUUUUAACAUCAUGAUAGGCUAGCAACAUUAGCAUAGUUAUGUGAGCUACAUGCUAACAUGGCAUUUGAACAUCAUGACAGGUUAGCAACAUUAGCAUAGCUAUGUGAGCUACAUGCUAACAUGGCAUUUGAACAUCAUGCUAGGUUGCAAAAUGUUCACACUCCCACGUCUGGCUGAGUGAUAGUUGUCAGGACUUUGUUUUCAGAUGUGUAGUGAAGCCUGAGGAAGAGAAUGUGUGUGAGAUGGAAAAUAGAAAUUGUUCAUAAAGAAAUAUAACUGUGACAACAUCAUUAAAAAGACAUUU